Drosophila simulans is the source of this 990-nucleotide messenger RNA. Its product is annotated as hydroxysteroid dehydrogenase-like protein 1. Gene Ontology annotation, molecular function: oxidoreductase activity. The record is from RefSeq and is a predicted model, not a curated record. Gene Ontology annotation, cellular component: endoplasmic reticulum. The transcript has 5 exons. NCBI's taxonomy places the organism in Eukaryota, Metazoa, Arthropoda, Insecta, Diptera, Drosophilidae. Bases 16 to 990 code for a protein of 324 amino acids.
UAUAUUAAGUGAAGAAUGGCGCUUAUUUUGCAAGUGAUUUCCUCGGGAAUCUACAUAGUGGGUUCUCUUAGCAUCGUCGCUUUUCUCUACGACAACUUUAAGUCCUUGUUCAGCAUCAUCAAGGCUGUCCUGGAACCCUACUUCCGACCGAAUUUGCCAAAGACUUUGGUAGAAAAAUUCGGACAAUGGGCAGUGGUGACGGGAGCCACCGAUGGCAUUGGAAAGGAAUAUGCCAGGGAGUUGGCUCGUCAGGGUCUUAACCUAGUGCUCAUUUCGCGGACGAAGGAAAAGCUGAUUGCAGUCACCAACGAGAUUGAGAGCCAAUAUAAUGUGCAAAUCAAGUGCAUUGUUGUGGAUUUUGCAAAGGGACGCGAGGUGUACGAUCAAAUCGAAAAGGAACUGAAUGGAAUCGACGUUGGAAUUUUGGUCAACAAUGUGGGCAUGAUACACGACCCCGAAACCCUUGACAAGGUAUCAGAGGACAUGUUGUGGAACCUUCUCACCGUCAACAUGGGAUCGGUUACCAUGCUCACCCGCAAGAUUCUGCCCCAGAUGAUUGGUCGCCGAAAGGGAGCAAUUGUUAACCUGGGAUCCUCCUCCGAACUCCAGCCCCUGCCCAAUUUGACUGCCUAUGCGGCUAGCAAAAAGUUUAUAACCCACUUUUCUAAAGGUCUGGAAUAUGAGGUGGCCGAUCACAAUAUCCAUGUGCAGCUGGUGAUGCCCAACUUUGUGGCCACCAAUAUGAAUGCCUAUUCCGAUAAAGUGAGGCAAGGAGGACUGCUUUUCCCCAACGCUUAUGCCUAUGCCAGAUCCGCCGUCUUUACACUGGGAAAAACGAGCGAGACCAACGGUUUCUGGGUUCACGGAAUACAGUACGCCCUCAUGAAGUUGGCUCCCAUGCAGAUUCGUACUUACUUCGGACACCAACUCUUCAAGCGACUGAGAAUCGAAGCCCUCGAGCAUAGGCAAAAGAAACUAAAAAUUUAUUAA